This is a messenger RNA of Phytophthora sojae, 2195 nucleotides long. RefSeq lists its product as hypothetical. Lineage: Eukaryota; Oomycota; Peronosporomycetes; Peronosporales; Peronosporaceae. The record is from RefSeq and is a predicted model, not a curated record. Gene Ontology annotation, cellular component: Cul4-RING E3 ubiquitin ligase complex; cytoplasm. Gene Ontology annotation, molecular function: protein binding. Gene Ontology annotation, biological process: negative regulation of fatty acid biosynthetic process. Bases 1 to 2088 code for a protein of 695 amino acids. The transcript has a single exon.
AUGGAGGUGUCUCGCGUGUCGUCGCCGCCGCCGCCGCGCGCGCGGCCCGGCCGCUACUGGAAGUACAGCCACUCGGCCGUGAGCCUGCCGCGGCUGCUGCAGGAGCGCGAGCUGCGCGGCAACGCGCGCGUGAUCGACGCGGCGUGCCAGGGCCACGGCAGCCUGGUGCGGCGCCUGCAGUGCGAGUCCGUGCUGCGCGGCCACUCGGGCUGCGUCAACACGCUGCAGUGGAACGAGAGCGGGCGGCUGCUGGCCUCGGGCUCGGACGACACGCAGGUGGUGAUCUGGAGCUACGAGCAGCACAAGCAGGCGCAGGUCAUCGACUCGGGCCACCGCCUCAACAUCUUCGCCGUGUGCUUCGUGCCCGGCACGGACGACCACGUGCUGGCCACGGGCGCCAUGGACAGCGACGUGCGCGUGCACUACGCGCCCUUCCGCGCGGACUCGACCAAGCUCUUCCGCGUGCACCGCGACCGCGUCAAGGACAUUGGCACGUCCUGGGCCGUGCCCAAGGUCUUCUGGACCGCGGCGGAGGACGGCCUCGUGUUCCAGUUCGACCUGCGCGCGCUGCCCAAGAGCGGCGGCACCUGCGACACGGCGGACGCCUCGGGCGUGCUCAUCAACCUGGGCAAGGACAGGAAGGGGCGCGUGCUCAGGGGAAUGGGCAUGACCACGCACCCGCUGGACCCGACCAAGGUGGUGCUGGCCUGCGGGGACUUCUACACCAGACUCUACGACCGCCGCAUGCUCCGAGUGCAGCAGCACAUCUCCUCUGCGCGGAGUGCGGGCGCGACGCUGCCCGUGGAGGUGUUCGCACCCCCGCACUUGCACUUGGACGCGUAUUGCAGCAGCAGGGAGCAGCGAUUCCACGAUAAAAGCCACGGGACCAGCAUCCAGUUCAGCAGUGACGGGUCCGAGAUCCUCGCGAACUACCAUAACGACCAUAUUUAUUUGUUCAAGGUGGGCUCGAAGGAGAUGGUGGUGUUCAGCAAGGACAACAAGACGGAGCCGCAGAUCCAGCCCAUAUCGUGGCUGAAUGGCGCGCGCAUGGAUGAACCAGAUCUGCCCGUGGACCUGCAUUUGGAAGGAGUGCAGAUGCUGCACGAGCAAGGGAAAGAGGCGCUUAUGAGUGACCAAUACACGCGCGCGCUGAAGUCGCUGAAUGUGGCGUGUGGUGCUCGAGGUGUGGUGGAAAUGACCGCGACACAACGCAAAGAACUGCACCACGACUGCGCGAAGGCGUAUCUAGGGAGACUGUGGAAUGCAGAUGGGUAUCUGGCGGCGGUGCAGUGCAAGAAGGCGCUGGAGCUCGAUCCAAAUGACCGCGAGGUUGAAUUGACUUACAUCCGUGCGCUAAGCGCAGGGAAGCGAGAGCCACAGGCGAAAUGGCAGGCGCAGCGAUACAAGGAAAAGUAUCCAGAUCACGAGAAAGACGUUGCGCCGUUCUUGAAUGGGACUGCAUCGCCUGCCCGAGGUGCGCGGGCAGCUCAGCGCACCUUCCGGGUGUCGCAAUCGUCUGAUGAAGAGGAGUCGAGCAGCAGUAGUGAGGAAGAGCAACCUACUGGGAACCAGAAUGAUCAUGCUGGAGAUGGUCUGCCCGACGACGAUGACGGAUUCUGGGAGGGUAAGUUGGUGAACAGCACGCCAGUGAACUGUGACGUGCUUCGUCGCUACAUUGGAUACUGCAACGUGCAAACGGACAUCAAGGAGGCUUCAUUCUUUGGCAAAAAUGACGCCUACAUCAUCGCGGGGAGUGACGAUGGACGCGCACUGGUGUGGGACAAGGCGACGGGAGAGCUGGUGAACGCUAUUGAAGCGGACGCGGAUAUCGUGAACUGUGUUCAGCCGCAUCCUUUUGAUGCUUGCUUGGCGACAAGUGGCAUCGAGCAUGUAAUCCGUUUGUGGACCCCGACCAGCGAAAAGGAAACCACCCCAAGCGAAGCAGAGCUGGAGGAAAUCUUGACGAAGAACCAGGAACAAAUGGAUAAUGUUGCGGAGUCGUUUGAGGGGGCCAUGCACAAUAUGGUUCGCCUGGUGUUUCAAGCUGGAGGAGAUCACCAGGCUAUCCAGGAGUGCGCGACGAGCUGAAUUGCGGCGAAGAAGUAUGUGUAUAUGAGCAAGGUUGGCGCUUGUGCGCUCUAGUGAAGUCCCAAAGAAUGAUCAGGAGCCACCUCUUUUUUAUUUGCCGUAAGCGU